GGCGACGCUCCCGCGCGCUUCCGCGCCGCCUUCGACCGCGCCGCCACGCUGCUCAUCGACUGCGUGCGCAGGGACAUCGACACCUCCAACGCCAACCUCAACGACGACGCCAUCCUGGUGCGGCACACGCUCAAGUGGCUGUACCGCGCGAUGGACCACGACAAGCGGCACCUGGCGCCGGUGCUGCGGCCGUACCUGCAGCGGCUGUUCGCGGCGUCGCACGAGGGCGGCUGGCACCUGGAGGAGUGGCGGCGCCGGCGCUGCGUGGGCGCGGCCGCCGACGCCGACGAG
Molecule: messenger RNA, 291 nt
Organism: Gryllus bimaculatus (two-spotted cricket)
Lineage: Eukaryota; Metazoa; Arthropoda; Insecta; Orthoptera; Gryllidae
Source: the annotation of a GenBank genome assembly